AUGUCAUCGCUGAUUGUGAACCCCCAGAGGCACAAGGCAAGCAUGGACGACCGACUACCGCUGAAGAUGCGACAGUACUUCAAGACUAACCAGAGCAACUUCCCUCUAGAUACUCGUAUAGUAGGUUUAGAUUAUGAGGAGUUUAUCAGGGAGGGAAACAGGCCCUCCAGUACUCUCAGCGAACUCAAGAUACCGAAGAAGCUGGUGUGGAUGCGUGCACUGGGUGAACUGGGUGACGAUCCGCAGAUCCACAAGUGUGUGGCCGCAUGGGCGUCGGACUGGGGUGUGGGUGUCACUCCUAUGAAGGCCGUGGGGUCAAGUUUCGUAAGUCCUGAGGUGCGCAUGUGCUGUUCGCUUGACCACGCUAUGUGGUUCAACGGAGACUUCCGGGCAGACGAGUGGAUGCUGUACGAGAUGGAAGGCAUACAAUUCGCAGGUGGAAGAGGAGUGAGCUCGGGCCGCAUAUACGACCAGGAAGGUAAUAUGAAAGUACACGUCACACAAGAAAUUCUUAUCCGGUACAAACCAGGCACAGAAUACCCGAAGUUCGACAAAACGUUACAAUGGUAAAAACCUAAGAAAUAGCUAAUAAAGCAAGCGCAGGUAUCGACAACAGACGUGUGCUGGUCGGCGGACUUCCCUGACAAGUCGAGCUGCUUGAGUGUGUAUCGU
Messenger RNA from Sphaeroforma arctica JP610, 672 nucleotides. RefSeq lists its product as hypothetical. Gene Ontology annotation, biological process: fatty acid catabolic process; acyl-CoA metabolic process. The transcript has 4 exons. NCBI's taxonomy places the organism in Eukaryota, Ichthyosporea, Ichthyophonida. Gene Ontology annotation, molecular function: fatty acyl-CoA hydrolase activity. Bases 1 to 570 code for a protein of 189 amino acids. The record is from RefSeq and is a predicted model, not a curated record.